AUGAACUAUUUUGUCCUCUCUGCAGCGAAUCCAGCCGCCAUUCAUCUUCUAUCGGAAAUCCAGUCCAAAUCAUCACCACCGACCCUGCAAAGCGGUGAGGAGACAAUUGGCUAUCGCAUAUCCAUCCCUUCUCACAGCUCGCACCAGGACGAAGUUUGCUUCAAAUGGAGGAUUGGUGCCGGCCCGUCGCCAGCCAUCGCCAAGAUGGGAGAUAUUUUUGUCCCCGAGAUUCUUCUCUGCCCGCAAGACGCAUCGCAAACGCCCAGCUCCAAAGCUGUCCGUGCGUACAUCAAGCACAUUUAUGCCGUUAUUUUUCUUCACCCGCAGUCAGGAGCCCUGGUCCUCAGAUCACGGUCUACCAAACCCAUCAUCUACGAGCAAGGUGACAUGAACGAUCAGGAUGUGGAAAUAUGUGGGGGGCCAGACAGCAAGGCCAAGUCUUGCGUUCUGCGGCGAAGAAAAAACUACCUUCAAUUUGGUCCAUAUCGCUUCCUUCUCGAAUACACCGUCAGCCAUCAAGAUCGAGGCAGAUUCAGCAAAACAAUCGACCGAUCUCUUCAUCACCGCCACCAUAAGCUCUUCAGCUUCAUUCCUAGCACAGAUCCGGAAACACUCUGGAACGUAUGGCUGCAUCGUAAAAUACCAAAUUCAUCAUCACUGCAGUCUGGAGUUCACAUUUACACGGGGCAGCCAGUCGCAGUAAAGACACUGCACAAUAAAAUCCGAGGCAGAAGAUACAUGAUUGAUCAGAUUAAGCUUGCUUCUCGGUACAGGGACAAACCAGAUAACGGUAUCCUUGGCAUAAUCGACGUUUGGUGCGAGCACUGGAUAUCUCCUCCAUGCGUGUUGAAGCCGAGUAGUGCAGUCACCCAUUGCCGAAAUACAUAUUUUUCCAUGCCUCUAGCUGAGCAAAAUUUUCUCCACAAGCGUUGGAGAAAGCUAGAUACUAACACUCAUCUCAAGUAUUUAUACCAUACUUUGUGCGGAUUGGCCGAGCUCCAUGGCAGAGGAAUUGUUCACGGAAAUAUUCAGCCGCAAGCGUUACUGGUAUGUGAGCAACGGGCUUUUAUAUCUCUAUCCAUGCAACGGUCAGAGACAUACGACGCAAGCAUUUGGGUUGCACCAGAGGUCUGGUUAGACAAGUACCGGGAAUUAGAUGAAACAAAACUUGACAUCUGGGGACUUGCUAUUUCAUGGCUCUUUACCUGUUUAAGACCACCGCCCGACCUUGCGGUCUCACGACACUCCUAUAAACAUCUCCAGACGACUUUAAAGUCUCGCAAGGACAAGGGCCGUAUACCAGAGCCGCUAUAUGACCUUUUACAGGAAAUGCUGGCCUGGGAUCCUUGCAAUCGCCCAAGUGCGAUAGAAGCUCUUAACCACAAGGCAUGGCUGCCAGUCUUACCACGUAUAGCUCGGAGAGCAAAAGGAUCCAGAACACGAAAGGCACUGCAGGCAGUGCAAUAA
This is a messenger RNA of Trichoderma virens Gv29-8, 1467 nucleotides long. RefSeq lists its product as uncharacterized. The transcript has a single exon. Gene Ontology annotation, biological process: mitotic DNA damage checkpoint signaling; protein phosphorylation. Lineage: Eukaryota; Fungi; Ascomycota; Sordariomycetes; Hypocreales; Hypocreaceae. Bases 1 to 1467 code for a protein of 488 amino acids. Gene Ontology annotation, molecular function: ATP binding; protein serine/threonine kinase activity. Gene Ontology annotation, cellular component: nucleus; cytoplasm. The record is from RefSeq and is a predicted model, not a curated record.